AUGCGACUCCCUCCACCCACGGGCCAAAUCCCCGUCACUACACUCUCCUCCUUCGAUGGAGCCCAACGCUUCCAACUCGAUUUCUUCCCAACACUUCAGCCAGACAACAAUAUCUCCCACGCCAACAACCACAUUCAACUUGUCCGCACCAUUAUCUCUGCCGUUCUUGACACAAACGACAACCCUCACGUCAACAACACCGCCAUCUACUUAGGUGCACAACUUGAUGCAAUCACUGCUAUCACCGACCUCAACAACUAUCACAAAGCCGCCACCGAUGCACAAGCUGUCCUUACCCGUAUUCGACAUGACCGCGCCACGUUAUCCGCCGAGCUUGAUACCAUCCGCGUCGAAUCCGCUACACAAGCUGCAUCCAUUGCUACUCUUAAUGCUGACCUUGCUCGCAUACGUCACGAACGACGCACAAUUCUCACUGAACGUAACACUGCCAAUACCGCUCGCGAUUUAGCCCUCUAUAGAACAGACUUCACUCGCCACUGA
Sphaeroforma arctica JP610 is the source of this 501-nucleotide messenger RNA. RefSeq lists its product as hypothetical. The coding region runs from base 1 to 501 and encodes 166 amino acids. The record is from RefSeq and is a predicted model, not a curated record. The transcript has a single exon. Lineage: Eukaryota; Ichthyosporea; Ichthyophonida.